CUGCUCAUUUUCCCCACUCGGGGGGUGACAGGGAGGGAGAGGACUCUGGGAUAGUUGCCUCCUCGCCUCCUCGAAGUCAGGAACAGGAGGGCUGGGCCUCUGCAGCACCCCUAGCCGCCUGGGCCACCCGUGCUCCUUCCCCUUCAGUGAGACGGAUUCCUGUCCCCUUGGUAGCUUCUUUCCUGCGCAGCCUGGCACUCAGACACUCACAGGCCCCAGGCUGCACGCUAGGGACCAGGGAUGGAUUUACCCCGGCCUCCUGACCCCCCUUAGAUCCCCUUCCUUGGGAGUUAUAAUUGGGCCGGACAAUGACACAGUGUUGGGGGAGCAUAAAGGACUGAGUGAACCGUGGCCGCAGCUUUUGGUCUCUUCCCUCCCCACUUUCUGCCUCCCUCUGUCACCCAUUCCCUUCACUCCGCUUUCCCUGCACAGGGGGAGGGGACUGGGCCCGCCGCCGCCGCCCCUUUAAGAGAGGCCCCGCCCACGCGCAGGGGGCGGGCCCAGGGCGGGGCCGGAGGCCUCUGGGAAGGAACAAAGCGCGGCCUGCGGGCGCUGGGCUCGCCGGUGCGGCCCGGGGAGCGGGCCCGAGGGCGGCAGCCAGCGGACGGCGGAGCGGAAGGCGCCGGCCCGGCCAUGAACGGGCUGCCCUCGGCCGAGGCGCCGGGCGGCGCGGGCUGCGCGCUGGCCGGGCUCCCGCCGCUGCCGCGCGGCCUCAGCGGGCUCCUGAACGCCAGCGGCGGCUCGUGGCGGGAGCUGGAGCGCGUCUACAGCCAGCGCAGCCGCAUCCACGACGAGCUGAGCCGCGCGGCCCGCGUCCCGGACGGGCCCCGCGGCGCCCCGGGCGCUGCCAACGCCGGCCCCGCCGCCGGCGCCCCCGGCCCGCGGCGCCCGGUCAACCUGGACUCGGCUCUGGCGGCGCUGCGCAAAGAGAUGGUGGGGCUGCGGCAAUUGGACAUGUCCCUGCUGUGCCAGCUGUGGGGCCUGUACGAGUCUAUCCAGGACUACAAGCACCUGUGCCAAGACUUGAGCCUGUGCCAGGACCUGUCCUCCUCCCUGCAUUCAGACAGCUCCUACCCACCUGAUGCUGGCCUGUCUGAUGACGACGAGCCUCCUGAUGCCAGCCUGCCCCCAGACCCGCCUCCCCUCACUGUGCCCCAGACGCACAAUGCCCGUGACCAGUGGCUGCAAGACGCCUUCCACAUCAACCUCUGAAGAGCUGGGGGGGGGGGGGGGGAUGUACCAUGCAAAAGGCUCAGAAACUUCCCCCCAACAAGUACUCAGACUCUAGUGCCUGCUUUCCCCCAUGCCACCUCACUCCACCCCUCAGAGGCACAGCUGCCAGCCUCCUCUGUCUAGGUUGGCUGGCCCUGGGGCAGGCACCUGGGCUACAGCCUCUGCCCAUGGCACUGGCCUCCACUUCUCCACGUGUAUGCACCUCAGCUUAGCCAGCUCCGUCUGUCAGCGGGCCCAAAGCAUCUUGCUCUCCCUUGGUGUCUCUGGGAUUGGGAUGGGUAUCUGGCUCCCAUCUCCCUUUCCCCUGCUGCUGCUGUUGGCAGCUGCUGGCUCAGGGGCAUGCCACCUCCGUCCCUGGCUUCCCCUGCCCUCCACAAGGGCUCCAGGACCCAAUCCUGCACUCGCCCACGGCCUGGAGGGCCAUGACUCUGCAGGGCAUUUAAGUUUAGGGGCCAGCCCCCUGGGCCAUAGAUAAAUAAAUACUCUCAGCGU
Messenger RNA from Pipistrellus kuhlii (Kuhl's pipistrelle), 1725 nucleotides. RefSeq names its product family with sequence similarity 89 member B (gene FAM89B). The coding region runs from base 634 to 1212 and encodes 192 amino acids. Gene Ontology annotation, molecular function: transcription corepressor binding. The transcript is spliced from 2 exons. NCBI's taxonomy places the organism in Eukaryota, Metazoa, Chordata, Mammalia, Chiroptera, Vespertilionidae. Gene Ontology annotation, cellular component: lamellipodium; cytoplasm. The record is from RefSeq and is a predicted model, not a curated record. Gene Ontology annotation, biological process: establishment of cell polarity; negative regulation of transforming growth factor beta receptor signaling pathway; negative regulation of SMAD protein signal transduction.